Molecule: messenger RNA, 720 nt
Organism: Emiliania huxleyi CCMP1516
Lineage: Eukaryota; Haptophyta; Isochrysidales; Noelaerhabdaceae
Exons: 3
Coding region: 1-720 (239 amino acids)
Source: RefSeq, a predicted model, not a curated record
AUGUCUCUCUUAGCUCUGGGUCGCAAUGGGCGAUCCCAGGCGGGAGCAGAGGCCAGUGGCCUCGAUUCUCUGAUGGGCUGGGCCUACACUACGAUCGAGUUCACGUUAUUCCUCUGGUCGAUCGCCGUGGGCCUCGCUUAUGACGGUCUUGCAGCCCUUCUCACUAGCCGGGUCUACCGUGCCGGGGCUGGGGCAGUCCUCCUCUACCUGCUGGGUACCACCCUGAUUGAGCUGGUGACAAGCGGUGACGGGGGACCUGAGCUCCUCUUCUUCCUCAGGAUGGCCGUCUUCGUCUACUGUGUCGGCUAUCAGGUUCGCGCACUCUGUGACUACACCCCUGUCCGCGUCCUCCUCCUCCUCAGUGGAGGGUACCCCUUGUUCCGCCACGGGGCGGCGGCGAUUGCCGAGCCGUUCCGCGACUACGCGGCGAUGGGCCCUUAUGCAGGUGUGCUCCUCACCUUCUCCGCCAUCUACCUCGCCACGCGCUCCAUGGGGCGGCACGUUGGCUACUUCAUGGACACGUACAUCAAGACGUACGUGCUUGAGACCCGGAUCGAUUCCCUGCUCCGCCGAUCACCGAGGCACAUCUCUUCCGCCUUCGUGCUCGCGCUCUUCGUCGGCUUCGCUUUCCAGUUUGGGUUUUGCCUCAGCUUUGGGAGUGCGAAUUCCGCAAUGUGUGCCAUGUAUUGCGUCCUCGCGAUUUUGGGCCACGGUGACUAG